Molecule: messenger RNA, 2764 nt
Organism: Nothobranchius furzeri (turquoise killifish)
Lineage: Eukaryota; Metazoa; Chordata; Actinopteri; Cyprinodontiformes; Nothobranchiidae
Product: extracellular calcium-sensing receptor-like
Biological process (GO): G protein-coupled receptor signaling pathway
Cellular component (GO): plasma membrane
Molecular function (GO): G protein-coupled receptor activity
Source: RefSeq, a predicted model, not a curated record
CAGACACAUAAUAACAAGACAUCAGCAUGACAUCAUAUCUGUUUUCCUGCCCCUCCUUGCUUAUCCACAGUGCCAAAGCAUCUCUUUUAAAUAUCUAAUAGGCUGUCUCCUAAACCAUAAAUACAGGUUCAGGUCUGAAAUUUUGAAGCAUGUACACAAAAUAUGACUCUGUGCUUUGGUUGGAUCAGAUGGCAUAAUGUCCACAUGGAAAAGACUAGGGCAGUGUUUUGUACUGAUAAAGCUGCAGCUGUUAGUGUCUUACUCCCAGACCGAGGACAUGUUGUGCAGCCGAAUAGGAGAUCCUGAGGUCCCACAGCUGUCUAGGGAUGGAGACAUUAUGCUGGCGGGAUUCUUUUAUUUUCACGUCAGUUGGAAGAACAAACAGAAUACAUACACACAGAAACCCUCGCCACUGGAAUGCAUCAGUUUGAAUUUCAGAGAGUUCCAGUUUGCCCAGGCUAUGCUUUUUGCCAUUGAGGAGAUCAACAACAGUACAGAGCUGCUGCCUGGUGUUUCUCUGGGAUAUCAUGUUUAUGAUACUUGUGGGUCUGUUACCAGAAGCAUAAAAAUUGCACUUGCUUUGAUCAAUGGUAAUGAAAAUACAUCUUCAUUGUCAGAUGAGUCAUGCAUCAGACCUGUCCAAAUGCAGGCUAUAGUGGGAGAAAGCUCUUCCUCUCCCAGUACAGCAGUAGCUACUGUUAUUGGGCCAUUACACAUCCCACUGAUCAGCCACUUUGCCACAUGUGCUUGUCUCAGUGAUAAAUCCAAAUUUCCAUCCUUUUUAAGAGUGAUACCCAGCGACUACUAUCAGAGCAGAGCUCUGGCCCAUUUGGUUAAACAUUUCGGUUGGACUUGGGUUGGAGCCAUUAGAACCAAUGAUGAUUAUGGCAACAACGGCAUGGCAACGUUCACAGAAGCUGCACAGCAGCUCGGCAUCUGUCUGGAAUAUUAUGUUGCUUUCUUUCGAACAGACCCAAAGGAAAAACUACAAAAGAUUAUUGACACUAUUAAAGCUUCAACUUCGACAGUGAUUGUUGCUUUUCUCUCUCCUCGGGACAUGGAAGUGCUUAUCUAUGAGUUGUCCCUUCAAAGCAUUACAGGGAUCCAGUGGGUUGGAAGUGAAGCCUGGAUCUUUGAUUCUGAAAUUGCAGCCCUGAAUACGAAUCACGUCUUGGAUGGAGCCAUUGGUCUUUCUAUUCCCAAAGCUCAUAUCAAUAAUUUUAGGGAGUUCAUGCUGGAUGUGAAAACACUCAAUUCCUCAAAUAAUAAUUUGUUUACAGAGUUCUGGGAGGCUUUAUUCAGCUGUAAAUUUAAACAAUCCCAAUCAGAAAUAAUCCAGGAAGAAUGCACCGGACAAGAGGAUGUGACCGGAGUGGAAAACAGCUUUACUGACAUGUCGCUGAUGCCAAUAUUCAAUAACAUCUAUAAAGGAGUGUAUGCAGUGGCCCAUGCUCUUCAUAUUGUUCUUCAGUGUAAUAAAACAUGUAACAACAAUGUGAAUAUAAAUCAAUUAAAGAUUUUGAAGCACAUAAAAAUGAUUCACUUUAAGACAAAGGAAGGAGAAGAGGUUUACUUUAAUGAAAAUGGAGAUCCACCUGCAAAGUAUGAGAUUAUCAACUGGCAGCCAAGAGAAAAUGGCUCUGUGGAUUUUGUGACCGUUGGUGUUUAUGAUGCAUCGUUACCUGCAGACAAUCAGCUGAAAUUCCCUAUUAAGUCUUUAGUUUGGACACACAAUUCAACUCAGGUCCCCGCGUCAGUUUGCAGUGAGACGUGUCGACCAGGAACACAAAAGGUUCUGCAGAAAGGAAAACCUGUUUGCUGCUAUGACUGUAUAAGCUGUGCAGAAGGAGAAAUAAGCAACAUUACAGAUUCUGUCACUUGUAUGAAAUGUCCUCUUGAGUUCUGGUCAAAUGAAAGAAGAGAUGCUUGUGUGGUAAAGGAAGCCGAGUAUCUGAAAUUUGAAGAGAUUAUGGGAGCCCUGCUGACUGCAGUCUCCUUGUUUGGAACAUUUCUGACGGCUGCUGUAGCUUUCAUUUUCUUCAGAUACAGAAACACUCCUCUAGUCAGAGCAAACAACUCCGAGCUGAGCUUCCUGCUGCUCUUCUCCUUGACUCUGUGUUUCCUCUGCUCUCUGACCUUCAUCGGACGUCCAUCAGAGUGGUCCUGCAUGCUUCGUCACACAGCUUUUGGCAUCACCUUUGUCCUCUGCAUAUCCUGUGUUCUGGGGAAAACCAUGGUGGUCUUAAUGGCCUUUAAAGCAACACUUCCAGGGAAAAACAUCAUGAAAUGGUUUGGACCUACUCAGCAGAGACUCAGUGUUCUGGGUUUAACUUUUAUACAAGUGAUCAUAUGUAUCCUCUGGUUGACCAUUUCUCCGCCGUUUCCAUCAAAUAACUUUAAGGAGUUCAAAGAUAAAAUCAUCUUGGAGUGUUCUCUGGGCUCAGCUGUGGGCUUCUGGUCUGUACUCGGGUAUAUUGGUUUCCUGGCCGUGUUGUGUUUUAUUUUUGCUUUUCUAGCACGAAAACUGCCUGAUAAUUUCAACGAAGCUAAAUUUAUCACCUUCAGCAUGUUGAUAUUCUGUGCUGUAUGGAUCACCUUUAUACCAGCUUAUGUCAGCUCUCCUGGAAAGUUCAGCGUUGCUGUAGAAAUCUUUGCAAUUCUGGCGUCAAGCUUUGGACUGUUGAUUUGUAUCUUCAUUCCAAAAUGUUACAUCAUGUUGGUUAAUCCAGAAAAAAACACCAAGAAAAAUGUGAUGGGGAAAUGA